AUGGGAGAGUUUACGUUUCCAGCACUGGCUGCUGGGCCACCCUCGCGGAGGAAUUGGUACAAGGAAUUGCUUGACGAUCCGCAGUGUGCUGGAAAUCCUGCGCGCGUUCAGGAGGCAUAUGAAACUCAUCGAGAGGCAUACGGCCUAAAUCAAUGCAGAGCAUUUCUAGCUGCGGGAAUGAACCCAGUGACUCCGGACCAAGCGCUUAUCAAGCACCUGGAGAGGGAAAGGAGACGCAAUGCCAGCAAGAAUGGACCUGUCGACCUAUCUAACGACCUGGAUGGACAGGAUGUCAACUGCCUCGUGAUCUGGGCACGACCUCCACCACAGAUCAUCACGCUCAUUCAAAACCUUCAGCAGCGAAUCGCAUCUCUCGUCGGACCGGAUAUUUAUCUGAUACCAUCCAAGGAUCUCCAUCUCUCCGUCAUCGAGCUCUCGCACCGACACUCAGCCCCGCAUCUGCGCGCGGUCGAAAACGAGGUCGAAGUCUCCCGAAUUCAGCAAAUCCUCAAUUCCGUCUCGAACCUCCCCAGAAAGCCUAGACUCAUAUCUCCACAGCUAAGUUUCGACAAGAUGGGAAUUGCGUUAAACUUCAUUCCGACGAAGGAAGACCCAUAUACAUACCACCACUUGAGGAGCGAUAUGCAUGCUCUGGCUUUGGAGAGCGGAGUCAGCAUCGAUAUGUGUUAUACGGCGCCUUCAGCGCAUGUAACGCUUGGCCGAUUCAUUGGAAAUGCCUUCUUUGAAGGUCCAGAGGGGAGGAAGGAGUUCGCGACCCUCGUUGGGGAGAUCAACGAGGAACUGCGAGACUCCGAUGUGCCAGAAUGGGUCGUGGGUAAGAACACUGGCUUGGAAUUGCAGCUCGGCUAUUUGAAGUUUGGGAGAGAAAGAGAGAAGGCGGAUAUGCUUGGUAAAUGUUAA
Molecule: messenger RNA, 921 nt
Organism: Trematosphaeria pertusa
Lineage: Eukaryota; Fungi; Ascomycota; Dothideomycetes; Pleosporales; Trematosphaeriaceae
Exons: 2
Coding region: 1-921 (306 amino acids)
Source: RefSeq, a predicted model, not a curated record